AUGGAGUGGGCGGCCAAGAAUGCCACAGUUGCUAUCCAUGACGGCGCAUGGGGCGUCAUCGUUGACAAGACCUAUGCCGUGUACCUUGCUGUCUGCGAUUUGGUGCUGCAACGUUUGGCCCCAGCUGACCAUCACGGGAAAGACAAGGCCCACCUCAAAGACAAUGGCGCCUUUGAUCUUCCGUAUUGGCCUCAGUGGAAGGCGGAUCGAGAGCAGGACAUUCACGAGGUGUUUGGCUGGGCGCGCCGCGACCUUGAGUGCCACUCGGGCACCCUCAACUACGACCACGCACGACGGCUGUGUUGGAGGGCGCUGUACGCCGUAUUCUGGGAGGGCUACGAUGCCGAGGAUGGCCCACCACCGACCGAGCGAGUCGUCCCAGUCCACCUCACCGCCCUCGGCCAGUUCGCAGUCAACCCCGCCAACCUCGAACGCUAUGGCCUGCCCAUCUACCAAGCAGCCGCAUUCGACGAGGUCGACGACCGUGCAGUCAACAGUAGCGUUCGAGACUAG
This is a messenger RNA of Apiotrichum porosum, 513 nucleotides long. RefSeq lists its product as uncharacterized. The record is from RefSeq and is a predicted model, not a curated record. The transcript is spliced from 3 exons. Lineage: Eukaryota; Fungi; Basidiomycota; Tremellomycetes; Trichosporonales; Trichosporonaceae. Bases 1 to 513 code for a protein of 170 amino acids.